AUGUCAAAGAUAUUCUUCAUUACAGGUGCCGGAAGUGGCAUCGGUCGAGUUGCAGCUCGCUAUCUUCUCCAGAAAGGACAUCGGGUCUUCCUUACAGACUACAAUUCUGCAUUUCUUCAUGAAACAUGUACAAAACACCUCCCAUCGGUGCUUUCCCCCGAAUUACAUGCGAACUUCAAAUGGACUCUUAUGGAUACAUCGAACCAAAGCCAAGUGACAGAAGUCAUCGCUAAAUGCGCAGAAGAAUUCGGAUCAAUUGACGUUCUCAUAAAUAAUGCGGGAAUCAAUUUCUCCGUCCAGUCUACUGACAGCCAUCAGAGCCAGUAUAUGCGCGCAGGAAUUCGCAUGGAUGAAGCCCCAACAUCAGACUUUGAACAUGUACUCCAAGUGAAUCUGAUUGGCACAUACCGUGUUUCUCAGCAAGCAAUUCCUCAUCUUGUCAAAGCUUCCGGUGGAGGUGUCAUUAUCAACCUAUCGAGUUGCCGGUCAACUCAACAAUCAAAACACGGCGAGGCAUAUGCAGCUUCAAAAGCAGGUAUUGAGGGUCUUUCCAUGGCGAUGGCGGUCAGUCUGGGACCGGAAAUCCGUGUUCACGUUAUCAGUCCUGGAAUGGUCGAUGUACGAAGUGAGCGUGACGAGAGUGCACUUCCCGAUGUCAAGACUAUCCGCGAGGACCUGAACCGGGACUUCCAGAGUGAAUACGCUCCUGAGUGGGGAUAUGGGAAAAGCCGCACAAUGCAUGAGGCUCAUCCCGUUGGUAGGAUUGGUAAGGGAGAGGAUAUUGCAAGGUGGAUCGAAUUCUUGUCUGUUUCUGAGGGUGGCUUUACAACUGGAGGGACUUAUCUUGUUGAUGGAGGGUAUUCGAAAGUUCUGUCCUAUCCUAGUUAG
Molecule: messenger RNA, 888 nt
Organism: Penicillium malachiteum
Lineage: Eukaryota; Fungi; Ascomycota; Eurotiomycetes; Eurotiales; Aspergillaceae
Product: SDR family NAD(P)-dependent oxidoreductase
Exons: 5
Coding region: 1-888 (295 amino acids)
Molecular function (GO): oxidoreductase activity, acting on the CH-OH group of donors, NAD or NADP as acceptor
Source: RefSeq, a predicted model, not a curated record